AUGUCUGAACAAAAAACUUUAAGAUUAGGUUCAAUUGCUCCAGAUUUUAAAGCAGAAACUUCAAAUGGUCCAAUUUCUUUUCAUGAUUACAUUGGUGAUUCAUGGGCCAUUCUUUUUUCUCAUCCAGAUGACUUCACUCCAGUAUGUACUACUGAAUUAGGAGCAUUUGCUAAAUUAGAACCUGAAUUUGCUAAAAGAAAUGUUAAAUUAAUUGGUUUAAGUGCUAAUAAUACUGAUUCUCAUAAAUCUUGGAUUAAAGAUAUUGAUGAAGUUACUGGAUCAAAAUUAACUUUCCCAAUUGUUGCUGAUCCAAAAAGAGAAGUUGCUAAUGCUUAUGAUAUGAUUGAUUAUCAAGAUGCUACUAAUGUUGAUGAUAAAGGUGUUCAAUUAACUAUUAGAUCAGUUUUUGUAAUUGAUCCAAAAAAGAAAAUUAGAACUAUUUUAUCUUACCCAGCUUCAACCGGUAGAAACACUGCUGAAGUUUUAAGAAUUGUUGAUUCAUUACAAACUGGUGACAAAUACAGAGUUACCACUCCAAUUAACUGGGUCAAGGGAGGUACUAACUUUCAUGUCAUUGAUGAUGUUAUCGUCGCUCCCAGUGUUUCUAACGAAGAAGCAAAGACUUUAUUCCCAAAAUUCAGAAUCAUCAAACCAUAUUUAAGAUUAACCCCAUUAGAUUUGGAAAAUUAA
This is a messenger RNA of Lodderomyces pseudojiufengensis, 690 nucleotides long. It is a transcript of the gene PRX1, whose product is annotated as thioredoxin peroxidase. The transcript is spliced from 3 exons. NCBI's taxonomy places the organism in Eukaryota, Fungi, Ascomycota, Pichiomycetes, Serinales, Debaryomycetaceae. The coding region runs from base 1 to 690 and encodes 229 amino acids. Gene Ontology annotation, molecular function: peroxiredoxin activity. Gene Ontology annotation, cellular component: mitochondrion; cytosol. Gene Ontology annotation, biological process: cellular response to oxidative stress; cell redox homeostasis; cellular oxidant detoxification. The record is from RefSeq and is a predicted model, not a curated record.